AUGGGUCUCUUUGGUGGCGACUCGGAUAAGGAUAACAAUAAUAUUCUCAAAGGACUGUUUCAACCUCAACAAGAGCAGCCAGGUCUCAAGACAGUCAUCACCAUUCCCGUGGAGAAGGUCAAGCCACGCCCUCUACGGUUCUUUCUUCAAAUCUACAUUGUGGGUCAACAAAAUCAGAAAGAUUCACAAUCCUGGUUGCCACGAGAAGACGAAGAAGGUGGGCUGCAAAUUUACUACAAGGAUGGAACGGGCAUGUGUCAAAUUGGGUUGCAGCCAAAUGCCAUUCAGAUUCAACGUCACGGAGAACGGCCUUCUCUGGAAUACAUGCUGCAGGAAAGUGUCAUGCUCCAUGGAGUGCUCGAUGAACUAUACAAAAUUGCAUUUGAUGAAGUGGAAGAUGUCGAAGAAAGCCAGAGACUCUUGAAAUUGGACCCAGCAGCCAUUGAAGCAGCGAGAAAGACUUUGCCAGCUCGUCAAGCAUAA
Molecule: messenger RNA, 483 nt
Organism: Seminavis robusta
Lineage: Eukaryota; Bacillariophyta; Bacillariophyceae; Naviculales; Naviculaceae
Source: the annotation of a GenBank genome assembly